GGCUCUGUGCGACACAUCCGGGGCUCAUUCAGGGGUGUCACUCAAGCCUGCGAAGAUGGCGACGUCGGGCAGAAAUACACUCCUAUCGGUUAGCACAAAUGUAAAUAACAGCACUUCCGAAAGCCAAAACCUCGAGGAGGAUGACGGGCAGAAUUUAUGGUCAUCGAUAUUGAGUGAGGUGUCGACGCGCUCCCGAUCAAAAUUGCCGUCAGGAAAGAAUGUGGUGGUUAUGGGUGAGGUGGGGUCUGGUAAGACCACCUUGGUGGCCAAACUACAAGGUGUAGAAGAGUACAUGAAGGGCCGAGGCUUAGAGUACCUGUAUUUCAAUGUUCACGAUGAUGAUAUCGAUGAUCAUGCACGGUGUAAUGCAUGGGUGCUGGAUGGGGACCUGUACCACAAAGGCCUGCAGAAAUUCGCAGUAUCAACAGAGAACCUUGAGGACUCGCUGGUUCUAUUUGUGGUUGAUCUGUCCCGGCCCUGGCUGGCCCUCGAUUCGCUGCAGAAAUGGGGCAGCGUUGUGAGGGAUUUUGUGGACAAGCUCAGAGUUCCCCCUGAAACCAUGAGAGAGCUGGAGCACAGAUUGGUGAAGCAGUUUCAGGAAUACGUGGAACCAGGAAGUGACCUGGAAGCUGUGCCCCAGAGAAGGAAUCCUGAGUCCGAGGAAGAGAGCGUCCUGCUGCCGCUGGGAGACAAUACACUCACACACAACCUGGGCCUGCCUAUAGUGGUGGUCUGCACUAAGUGUGAUGCGAUCAGCACUUUGGAGAAGGAGCACGAUUAUAAAGACGAGCACUUAGACUUCAUCCAGUCUCACAUUCGACGUUUCUGCUUGCAGUAUGGAGCAGCGCUACUUUACACAUCCAUGAAGGAGAACAAAAAUCUAGACUUGUUAUAUAAAUACCUUGUUCACAGGUUAUAUGGCUUUCCCUUCAACAUCCCAGCUCAGGUGGUGGAGAAAGACUCUGUGUUUAUUCCAUCAGGAUGGGACAAUGAAAAAAAGAUCGCCAUCCUGCAUGAAAAUUUCCAGACAGUAAAAGCAGAGGACAAUUUUGAAGAUGUAAUAGUGAAACCUCCAAUUAGAAAGUUUGUACAUGAGAAGGAAGUUCAAGCUGAAGAUGACCAAGUAUUUCUACUAAAGUUGCAGUCUCUGUUAUCUAAACAGCCUCCAGUCACUGCAGGAAGACCAGUGGACCCAACAAACAGAGCUCCCACCGGCUCACCAAGGACGACCAACCGUUCGGCGGCGGCUAACGUGGCAAACGUCAUGCCCAUGCAAUCAGGUACCAAGAAGAUUGAUCCCAACAUGAAAGGAGGUCAGACGAGUGAGGGUGUGCUGGCUAACUUCUUCAACAGUCUGUUGACUAAGAAAGCAGGCUCACCCGGCCCGGGCGGCCAACCUACAGGAGGAGGGAGCAACACACCAGGAACAGUCCGCAAGUCAGGCUCCAAGUUGGGGUUGACCGAUGUCCAGGCUGAGCUGGACCGGAUCGCCAACAAAUCUGACCUGGACUCCUCAGCCCCUAACGCCACCACACCCCCUGCCGAAAACGACGAAUCCUGAAUGAGAGGCAGGGAUUAUUCACCGGCAAGCUCCUCCCCCUUGACACUGCUCUCUCCGCCCCCCCCGAACCUGCCUCCCUUCUGCCACCUCUCCUCCCUUCCUCUCCCUCACUCUUCCUCUUGAUCUUGUUCAGAAGGGGGAUUUAUUCCUGUUUAUUCCAGUGACUUGAAGCUGCAUGUCGGGCAAAUUGCGAUUGCUAUGUCUGUCUCCACACACACGCACACAUGUACAGCGGACGGGUCCGUAAAAAACCAUAGAGACAGGGUUGUGGUAGAAGGACACUAGAUCAGCGUUGGACACUAAAAGAGAGGAUUAUAGAGGAAAUGGGGAUGUAGGGAGAAGUCCGAAUUAGAAAGUGAAAGGGGUUUGUGAACUUAAGUGUAUCUGUAUGCAAGUUAGAUUUUUCCUUGGCUUUCGGUAGUGAAUUAUCUUAUAUGAAGGAUCCUGUUCGACUAAAGUAAAAGUCACUCGGCUUCUGAUAAACAAACGCACAUUUUUACUGAUCUAAACGUCUUACUAAGCCUCAUCUGAACAAAAAAAUGAAAUAAAAAUAAAGGGAAACAUCUCAUUUCAGUCAGAGAGAGAUUCGGUCAAACGAUUCAUUGGAUGUGGUCACCUUGUGUUGGUGUUUGUUAAAUGGCUAUCUUUAGCACUCUCAAUACCUGGCCUAUUCUUAAGUGUAUCGAUCACAGGACCAGAACAAAUGUACUGACAUGAUUUCAAUGCUUUGUAAUAUCCAUAGCCCCUUUUUUGCUGCUGUUAAACUGUCAACAGAGUCUCCAUUGAUGUGAUCUGUUGCGUACAAUUAAAAGUAUCUAAAUAUUACACUAUUACACAAUAGUAGGCAAUGACACU
Sinocyclocheilus grahami is the source of this 2416-nucleotide messenger RNA. RefSeq names its product dynein, cytoplasmic 1, light intermediate chain 1 (gene dync1li1). The transcript is spliced from 13 exons. Bases 56 to 1561 code for a protein of 501 amino acids. Gene Ontology annotation, biological process: microtubule-based movement; microtubule cytoskeleton organization. The record is from RefSeq and is a predicted model, not a curated record. Gene Ontology annotation, molecular function: dynein heavy chain binding. Gene Ontology annotation, cellular component: centrosome; cytoplasmic dynein complex. NCBI's taxonomy places the organism in Eukaryota, Metazoa, Chordata, Actinopteri, Cypriniformes, Cyprinidae.